Molecule: messenger RNA, 2993 nt
Organism: Ochlerotatus camptorhynchus
Lineage: Eukaryota; Metazoa; Arthropoda; Insecta; Diptera; Culicidae
Exons: 6
Coding region: 1250-1723 (157 amino acids)
Source: RefSeq, a predicted model, not a curated record
AACAUAGAUGGAAAAUUUGACAACUGUCAAAUUUUCGCGUCCGUUUAGAAGCAGGGCACACUUCAGUCACAGGCUGGGUAGCCCUAUCUCCGCGUUCGAACACAGGACCGGGGCAACUACGACUGGAACUCACUGAAGAUAGGUUGACUGUGCCGAAAAGAUAAAGAACUCCCAUAGAGCCUGUUUUAAUGCGUCCCGGGUUUAGUUCGAUGUCAUUUAUUGAUUCAUGGCUGGUGGUCCGAUUCAGGUUACGAUACGAUGCCUAAUGAGAGGUUGCUCGAACAAGGUUCAGGGCUACAUCGAUAUUGGAUUAAUGUUAACUACCCCACAAUAUGGGUAUUUUUGGAAUCGGGGUGACAUGUAGGAACCGCAAAUCCAUGUCUGAAACCAAACUCAAAUCUCAAACGAUUAUUCGGUGUUAAGCCGCGGUGGUCAAUUUGUCCCCGGAUUUCGGAACCUCAUUUGUUAUUCAAUCCGUAUAAUGUAAAAUUAAAUCGUAUGAUUUACGUAUUCUUCCAACUUGAAUUCACCGAAAAAAAAAAUCCUUCUCCACCACAAUCCGGUAAGUUGCUUCCAUCUGAACGGAAUUCCCAUCCAGUGUUUGCAAAAAAUUGGCAAACUCACCAAAGGCGAACAUCACGCUCAUAUUGGGAAAAUAGAAUUUGAUCUUAUUAUUUAAUUUAACAACACUCUUUUUUAGCUUCACAGCCUAUAUUCGAUGCGUCGCAAUUGAUAACACCAACCGAAUCGAAAAGAAAACAUUAACCAUGCCAUGCUUGCAGAAAAUUCGACAUUUUUCAUAGAACAGCACAUCAUCCAGAAAAUAUAAUCGAUUAUUAUCGACUACUUAUGUUAAACUGAUAAAAAAUGAUUAAUGGGACAUCCACCCUAUAUAAUAGGAACAGCCGUUACCGUACCGACGGAUCCAUAAUUUCGGAUCUUCAAGAAGACUUCGAGUGAUGCUCCAAUGUGACUCCAGCGAUUGCUGUUGGAGGCUGACUGAUUACGCCGUUUGCUUGGCGAACUUGGGAUCCUGGCUGUUACCGACCUGAUUAACCAUGGACAUACGUGAUUUGAACCCGUGAACAGAACGGUCCUUGGUUCAAAGAUUGAAAUUUCUUAUCAACAUUCUUUCAAUAUUUCAGCUUCAUUCGUACUCGAAGCAUGAAUUGCUGAAGGAGAUUCAACUGGAGCUCAUCCGUCAGGAAAGAAUUGUCGCCCGAAGGCCCAAAAAUUCACUCAACUAACAAUGUAUCUCUCGCCACCCCGUGGUUGUCUGUACAAAAUGAUAACCUACCGACUGUGCAAGAUCUUGUGCUACCUGAUCGGAGCGGUGAAUACUUUUCUGGUGAUGCAAAUCGUAGCUCAUGUUAUCAUUCCCGCCUCGUCGAAAGGCGUCACCGCUCUGCUGCUGCCACCAUGCUUCGGAAAUCUGUUCCUGGCCGGAAUACUGAUCAUUGGCGUUUCCCAGCGAAUGCCCGCAUUCGUCAAGCUUUUCCGAACGUUCAUGUUUUUCCAGAUAGCUUUCCUCGUGCUGUUAGCCGUCUACUUCUUUCGAUUGAUUGUCCACGGUAGAGACGAGCUGCGUGUUCCUGCCAAUGCUUCCCUUGUGCUAAUAGCCUUGUUUGGUGUAGAAACACUGAUAGCCACCGGUGGUCUGCAGACGGUGCUAAGUGAGCCCCCGCCUUUCGAAGAAGGAGCCGUCAUAUUUCAACGCCUCUAGUCUAGAUUUGCUUUUGAUGGUUUAUCGUUGACCAAAGCCAUAGGGUUAACAAUUCUAUUCCCGGAUUAACAUGCAUGACUUUACUUUUGUUGUGCCUUUGAAUAGUGAAACAAUCCGAAAGAUCCACAGAAUUUGGUAUCCUAUUGACUAAUAACAGUUAAGGCGUGAGCAUUGGUUACUUACGGUUAGCAGAUAUCGAUAAUAUCGAUACUAUCGGGUUGCAGCCGAUAUAUUUUAACCCGAUACGUUAAUAACUCGGCUACAAAAACGUUUCCAGAACCAGGGUACGGCACCAAUUUGACAUAAAGUCUGGAACGCGCAAAAACUGGUCAACUUCAAAUUUGUGUAUUUCUGUUAAAAAUGCAUUAAAAAAAACCUGAAAUGCUGCAUUUGGAAGUUGAGUCUAUAUACAAUAGACCUGUUCAUUUUAACAAUAAUGUUUGGGAUGCACCGUGAUUACUGUUCAUCAUGUUAAUUUGUACUUCUGCGCAAAUGUUCAGCAAAAUCGGUGAUGAUUUAGAGGUGCUUCAAGUUAAUUUUAUGUUUUUAAGGUAAUUUACGGCUUAUAAUAUAUGUAUCUCGAGACUGCUGUAACAACUUUCAUAGCAACUUUCUACCAACUUUGUGACUAAAGGUUGACUAUUCAAAGUGAUUUUAUUGAAGUUUGACUUAGUUUCAUGCUCGAAGAUAUCUUAAAAAGUGAAGAAUUUACAGUAUUUGUUCUACGAACUUUUCACCCAUAUGAUAUAAAAAUGUGUAAUCUACACACACUUAAAAAUAGCUAUUUUUACACGAGACCUCAUCCAUCUUUGACGUUAAUUAUGGAACGUAAACAAACAUUUCAUGUAAAGUUAAGUGUUCCCAAACCGAAACAUACGCAACUCGACGAAAAGUACGAUUGAUUGAAUUUAUAUUCUCGUUUCUUUCAACUGAUUCUUAUAUCAUUUGAGCCGAUUGCAUGUGUCGGUCUCAGAGCACGGAAAUUUACAUGACUUUUUGGUAGUGUGCAGUAUAAUGUUCCUUAUAAUGUUCUAGAAAUUUCGUUCAAACAUAGUUUUCGUGUAUAUUACAUAGAUUAAUAGAUAAAAAUCAGAAAAGAUGCCGUUAUAGCUAAAAUUCACAAGACAACAGAGCCAAUAAAAGUUACAAUUAGAUCGACAGAACAUAGUUGCAUUGCUUUUCAAUGACGACCGAUGAGUGUUCCAUUGAUAGAUGAUUUUUUUUAGAAAUAUGAAUCCUCAGUAGACGUGUUUUUUUUCAUCAAAGGCAA